Molecule: messenger RNA, 1057 nt
Organism: Radiomyces spectabilis
Lineage: Eukaryota; Fungi; Mucoromycota; Mucoromycetes; Mucorales; Radiomycetaceae
Exons: 2
Coding region: 177-785 (202 amino acids)
Source: RefSeq, a predicted model, not a curated record
GAAAUCGGCCGAAAACCUCGAUUUGGGAAAAAGUUCUGUCUGAGCCAAAUCCACUUCUAGCACUACGUAAUGGCUACCUUGUUUUGCAGCCACUGAGAUUCCUUUUGUUAUUUUUGGAUUGAUUCACUCUUAGCUGUAACAAUUGUCCCUUAUUUUUAUGUACCUCUGUACCAAGCAUGACUUCAAGAAUCACUUUACCAUCGAUUCAUUGCUUAUUACAUGCCACUGGCUUGGAAACGAAUCAUCACGGCUACCUUCCUGAUCUGCCGCCAUUAUCACUUCACCAUGACAUGCCGCCGCGUGUCCCGCAGCAGCAACACCAACAACAGCACAACGAUGCAUACCCUUCGCCACCAAGCACAACGCAUGUCGGCCCAUUAUUUACGAGGCCUGCGAUCCCCAAGCCAGAAGAGACCGUGAUCCCGCCGCAACGACGACGAGCAUCUUCCUUUUUUUCUUAUAACAAUGAGCAUAUCGCUGUUGCAUUUUGUACGUCUUCUUUUCCAAAGCAACAGCAUACCGAUGUAUCGCUUACAGAGGCUACCAACGCAGAAACGCAGGAUGAUGAUGAAACGAGGGAUUCGGAUGACUCGUUGCUGCGACGACCGUCGGCUCAGCUCUCUCUGACCCACCAUCCUCGACGUAAAUCUUCCAGUGCUUCUUCUUCUUCUUGCCUGGAUGAAACAAAGAGAGAUAUUGCCGACCACGUGCGUCAGAUGCAAUGGCAUCGUACCAUCAACCUUUCCGAUGAUUUAUGGCAUGGUUUUGCUCUCUUUCAUGUGUAGGAGGAAACCUGUCGUCACUACUUGCAAAUCCGCCAAAUGAAAGAAAUGAAGAAUCGCCACCCCAACCGCAAAUGUAAGCACAUCCUUGUCAGCAUCUUGUACGUGCUUUGUCGAAAACACAACGACCCUCGCACCUUUGCCGAAAUUUGUACCGCAGCCAAUGUCCGCAAGCAAGAAAUUGGGGCCUAUUAUCGCCUGGUGCUCAAAUUACUAAAGACAUCCACGGUCGGCUUACGCACCGUCAAUAUCGAAGAGUGCUUGCAACGUUGGUG